This is a messenger RNA of Nicotiana tabacum (common tobacco), 1718 nucleotides long. RefSeq names its product basic leucine zipper 2. The record is from RefSeq and is a predicted model, not a curated record. Gene Ontology annotation, molecular function: DNA-binding transcription factor activity. Lineage: Eukaryota; Viridiplantae; Streptophyta; Magnoliopsida; Solanales; Solanaceae. Gene Ontology annotation, biological process: regulation of DNA-templated transcription.
UACCAAAUUCUCUCUUAAACAACAUUGUCCAUUGGUAAAUUAGGAAUAGAGUGAGUUAUGGGGCUGUGAGAGAGUGACUGUGUUAUUGAAUCCUCCGUAUCUAAUCUAUCAACUUGCUACUACUUAAACAACAUUGGCAUUUGCAUUUUGUCAAAAAAAAACAUAAACACUCAAAGCUACUGCUUCUCUUUUUCUCACUCUCCUUCCAAAAAAAAAAAAACACCACCAAGAAAGAGAAGAAAUAAGGUAUGCCCAGAGUACUUUUUCAAGAAUUUAGAAAAAAAAAGAAUUUAGGUAAUAAGAUGGUGAAAGAAACAUGGGAGAAAGACCUCUUGUAUUAGAUUCUGUUGUGAAGGAGUGAAAAACAAAAUCAUUAAGCUUUGAUAGGGUCACUUAGUAGUUAAGCUCACCAUGUCAAGACAAGCUCAUCUUCCGCCUCGCUGCCCGUUUCAGAAGAAACCAUUAACUAGUCCAGUUCAAGACCAUUUUACCACAACACUACACCAACAUAACCCGUUACCUCCUCGACAUCAUAAAUCCAUUUCGCAGAGUUCCAUCUUAGAGGAGCAGCCUGCAUGGCUUGAUGAGCUGCUGAAUGAAUCGGACUCAAAUUCCGGUGGCAUGAUGCAUAGGAGAUCAGCUAGUGAUUCUUUGACACUUUUGGAUGGUCUUGUUUCAUUUGAAGGUUUUGAUAAAUUUGACGAAACUGAAUCAAACGCAUCUUGUGAAUCGGAUAGUAGCUCAAAGACUAAUUGUAUCUAUGGUCCUAAUUCGCCGCGUGGAAAGAGCAAUAUAACCUUUGCUGAGAAUGCUAUAGUUUCAGCGUUGUCGGAAUAUGUGUCCCCAAACCCUUUACAGUAUUUAGAUAGGUGUAUUUCUGUGUCUGGAGCUACACAAUCGGAGUUAGCAAGCAAUGUGUCUGGUGCAGCUAAUGAUGUUAAUGCUGAGGCAAAGGCAAUGAAACGGCAUCCUGGACAACGGUCAAGGGUUCGUAAACUCCAAUAUAUCGCUGAACUAGAGAGAACUGUCAACACAUAUGAGGCUCUAGAGUCAGAGUUAGCUGCCAAGGUUGCUUCUCUGCUUCAGCAGCGUGUUGCUUUAUCAAUGGAGAAUAGAGAGCUAAAGCAACAGAUGCUCAGACUUCAGCAGGAAAAAGUCAUUGUUGAUGCCCAGUACAGGUCCCUGAGAAAAGAAUUGGAAAGAUUGAGAUACUUAGCACAUUCUCCCAACAGUAAGAUGAACACCAAAUUCAGGCUAAGUUCUGCUGCUGAGAUCGGUUCGGAAACUGCUUGGCAGAUGCUGGACUUUGGAAAACUGUAUCUCAACUAAAGGAAGUUGAUCUCUUUUGGCAUAUUUUUCUUCAUUACAACAUCCUCCCAAAAUGCUUAUGAUGGAACUCCUUUAGACUUAAGCCUGUAAAUCCUCUUUAGGAUGUAGUAUGUUCCAAAUGGGAAUGACACUUUUAGGGAUUAGGACGAUAACUGUGAAUGUACUGCCUAAUUGACUUCUUUUUUAAUCCACUCUAUGUGCCCCACAUCCCUAUCUAUAAAUAUGAAAAAAGAAAAAGAAAAUCUCUAAGUGGAUCUUAAAUUUGUCAGUACCACACCCGUGUUUUUAAGGUGCAAAUUAUGAGUACAUCAGAAUUGUCAGUACUGAAAUAGGAAAGAACAAUUUGUGUCCUGAUUUUUGUAUUGAAUGCAAGACAUCUGUGCAAGUAU